AUGAGUGAAGAUUCUUCCGAAUUAUCUGAUUCCUCUUCUUGCUCGAGUUCCCAUAACGUGGAAACGGUGGCAGUGGAGGUUCAUGAGCAGGAGCCGCAACGGGCCAAGUCAAGUGCCCUGCCAACCACGCCUGCUCCUUGCCAAACACAGCGAAAACGGAAGCGUUCAGGCUCAAAGGAGCGCAGUGAAAAAAGGAGAAAACGUCUUGAAGAAACCAUACAUUAUUUGGCUCAACAAGUGGCUCGCGUAAAGUUAAUUAAUUCAAUACAACAUUUUGAUACUGAAGAUUGGAACAACGUACGCUAUGCAGAAGUGCAAAAGCAGUACUGUUCUGCUCCGGGUUUUACAUAUUUAGACACUAAUGAAGAAAUCAAAUCAUAUGAUAAAUAUUCAUCUCUUGCGCUUAUUGAGCGGGGUUUCGCUGCCAUUACACAGGCUCUUAUUAUGCAAAAUGAAGCCGCACAGAGCGCUUUUACAGCUUUAAUUGAGUGGGCAAGUUUCUCAGGUAAUAAUAUCACUGCUAAAUCACUGCAUGAAAAAGUGAAUGAAUUAUUUAUAAAAGGAAAUUUUCAAAAAAUUAGUAGCGAUGUUUUACAGUUAGCAUGUGGUCACAGAGCUGAAUUAGUACAACAAAGGCGUGAUAAUAUUUUGCGUUCAGUAAAAGAUAGUUUUUUGAAGUCAAGGUUACGUAAAAUCCCUCCCACUAGUGAGAAUCUUUUUAAUAAGGAAUCUUUCUCUACUGCUAUCGAAAAAUCUGGGGGUAUGUCUAAAGUUUUCUGGCCGCUCCGAGCGCCGACACAAAAUAAAGCUGCUGCGCAAGCACAGCCCCAUCAGCAGACUCAGGUCACACCUAGUCAUGCAAUAAGAAUGCCUAGUGCAGUUAAUUGUUACUAUCCUCAAUUUGAUUAUAUAAAUAGGCCACCUUUCCAAGGUGCCUGGAAUACUUUUAAUGUUAAUAGUCAAGGACGAGAAUACGUCCGCCCUACCUUUAGAUCAAAUCAGCUGCAACAAUUAAGGCCCUUUCGUCAAAGGCCAGGAUCACAAAAUUUUCAAAAUUCAGAGAUGUACUCAAACGCAGGUAGGGGAUCAAAUAAACAAUCUGUUCAGUCAGGAUCACGUCGAUCAAAAAGAAAAUAU
Messenger RNA from Brenthis ino (lesser marbled fritillary), 1137 nucleotides. Lineage: Eukaryota; Metazoa; Arthropoda; Insecta; Lepidoptera; Nymphalidae. The record is from the annotation of a GenBank genome assembly.